GAGAGCUGCAGAGCGGAGCUCGGGGAGAGGAGAGCAGGAGAAAGAGAGCGCUGCAGAGGAGGGAGAGAGAAAGAGCUGCCGAGCGCAGCCCGGGAGCGAGGGACCAAGAGCUGCGGAGUGAAGUCAGGGAGAGAGCGAGCGAGCAACAGCUGCGGAGCGGACUCGGGAGACAGAGAGGGAGCAAACUGCAGAGCGGAGGCCAGGAAAGAUAGGGCGAGGACUGCAGGGGAGCUCAACCCGCAAAGCGGAGCCUGGGAGAGAACGAUAGAGAGCGAGGGGCGGAGCGGAGCCUGCAGACCCGAGGAGCCCGGGAGAGAGAGAGAGAGCGUCCUGGCAGGAUGGCUGCCGCUCCUCCGAGCUACUGUUUCGUUGCCUUUCCACCAUGUGCUAAGGAUGGUCUGGUAGUGUUUGGCAAAAAUUCAGCUCGGCCCAGAGAUGAAGUUCAGGAAGUUGUGUAUAUUCCUGCUGCUGUUCAUGAAUCUGAGAGCAAAGUUGAAUGCACAUACAUUGCAAUUGACCAAGUUCAGAAGACACACGCCAUUGUGUUAAGCAAACCUGCCUGGCUUUGGGGUGCAGAAAUGGGAGCUAAUGAACAUGGGGUCUGCAUUGCUAACGAGGCCAUCGUUACCAGAGAGCCAGCUGCUGAGAGGGAGGCCUUGCUGGGGAUGGAUCUGGUCAGGCUUGGUCUAGAAAGAGGGGCAACCGCUAAGGAGGCCUUAGAUGUUAUAGUCUCCUUGUUGGAAGAGCACGGACAAGGUGGAAAUUAUUAUGAAGAUGGGAACUUCUGCCAUACUUUCCAAAGUGCAUAUUUGAUUGUAGACCGAGAAGAAGCCUGGGUGUUAGAGACGAUAGGGAAAUACUGGGCAGCAGAAAAAAUGACAGAGGGAAUCAAAUGCGUUUGCAAUCAGCUUUCUGUAACCACAAAAAUUGAUGCAGAGCAUCCUGAGCUUAGAAGUUAUGCAGAAAGUCAAGGCUGGUGGACUGGAGACAAAGAAUUCAAUUUUUCUGAAGUGUUCUCCCAAGAAGACGACCAUAUAGGAUGCUGUUCAGGUAAAGACAGCUUAGAAAAACAGGAAGGGACCAUCACUGUGCAAACAAUGAUCAAUGUCUUAAGGGACAAAGCCAGUGGGGUCUGCGUAGAUUCUGAAUCCUUCCUCACUACAGCCAGUAUUGUGUCAGUGUUGCCCCAGAAUGGUACCUCUCCAUGUAUUCACUACUUCACUGGGACACCAGAUCCCUCCAGGUCUAUAUUCAAGCCUUUCAUUUUUGUUGACGACGUGAAGCUUGUCCCCAAAACCCAGUCACCGUCCUUUGGGGAGGAUGACCCCGUGAGAAAGGAGCCUCGCUUCCUGGAGAAACCUGACCGCAGGCAUGAGCUAUAUAAGGCUCACGAGUGGGCUCGAGCCAUCAUCGAGAGUGACCAGGACCAGGGCCACAAGCUAAUGGCCACCAUGCUGGACCUUGAGAAGCAAGGACUGGAAGCCAUGGAAGAUAUUCUGACCAGCUUCGAACCCUUGGACCCUGCUGAAGUAGUGGACCUUUUCUAUGACUGUGUUGACACAGAGAUUAAGUUCUUUAAGUGAAUGAUGAUGGACAGCGUGUUAGCCUUUCACCAGAGGACUAGAAUUCUUCUCCAUGCUGCUGAAUUUGCAGGAAAAAAGCAGACUUUAAAAGUCUUCUCUUUCCUUCGGUAGCGGUUUCAAGUUAACAAAAUGGCUUUUCUUUGUCCAGUCAUGUGCUGUUAUGUGCGUAGUUCAAGGAGAGAGUCACCGACUGGUCAGUUGUUCCUCAUGUGCAUGCCUGCUGUAGUGUGGAAUGUUUCAAUCUGUUCUUGGCAACAAAAUGAUAAAGAAUAAAGGGGAAAACCUCUUUGAUCUGGUCUAGUGACAAGAUUCUGAACUUAGGGAAUCACCUGAAUGUUUUCCUUCAAGACACCCAGCUGGAGGUAAGGCUCCUGAAAGGUUUUAAAAGUUCCAGGAGGCCUUAGCUACAGUGGAGAUACUAUAGAGAGUUCAGACUAAGGGCAGUUCUGACUGUUCAAAUAGAGAGGGCCAGGGCAGGUGCAGGACAAUGGGUAGUGGCUCUUGGACACCCAGCUGCAGUUUGGCAUGAACAACAGCUGCUUCUCCAAGACAAAAGAUACCCCAGGCAUGGAAUGAUUCAGAGUCUGGUUCACAGUGCUCAGACCACUCCAGAAUGGACUACAUGCCUUGACAGUAUCAUCCUAAACUUGCAGAAAGAAUAACUUGGGCAACUCACAGGACUGGAAAGGAAAGAGGAGAAGCUACUGCCCUGUUUGGGUGGUGGUUGGGUUUUUGGGUGUUUUUUUUCCUCACCAGCUGCGUGUGAAGGUCACAAGUUAUUAAACUCAAGAGUCUCUGCACUUCAUAGAUCCCUUCUUGGAGGAAGGCAGACAAAGGCAUAUUGUAAGUGAAAUCAGUUUUUUCUGGCAGAGUAAUCCACUGUUCUGGAGAAAUGCAGCUUCCUUGCAUUUUAUGGAAAAUAGAGAGAUUCUCAGGGGGAGGACAAUAGGGUUUGAUUUGGGAAGGGCCAGUCUAUAUACUGCACUCUAAAAUGUGUUCCCCACUUCAUAUUCCACCCUUCUUAUAGGUGGAUCUGUGAGUGUUCUCCCAUUCACAUAACUACCAUCCCAGAUGCUGUUUUCCAAGUUGUUUUUAUUAGGGUUAGACCAGAGGGGCUAGCUUUUUGUUUCAGUAUGCAUUAGGAAACAAGUAGACAUGGGGAGAAGGCCAGGUAAUUUUGGUUGAAGAGAUGACGAAUGCAGGCCUUUAGAGGGAGCCUCACCUAGGACUAUGCAGAUCUGAUCACUUUUCAGCUUCUGAAACUCUCCAAAGGGGACUACAACCUUUGGGUGACUUAAGAGUAUUCAGGUGUCUUUUAAUAAUGCAUCAGGCGUGUUCACCUUUCUUCCCUGGCACCUUUCUUUUCGAGAUAACUGGCCAUAGAGGCUGCUGUAGCAUAAAUACGCUGUCUGCUCCUUCGCUGGUGGUGUUGAUCGGUUUAGUAGGUUGCUGUAUUCAAAUAUGUUCUUUUAAAAUUAGUAUAGUUUUAGAGCCCUUUAAAUCUCAAAGACAAUAGAAUGAGGCCCAAAAAAUUCUCCUUUGCCUCUUGACAUGAGACCUCUAGCAGUUCUUCUUGCUUCAAUUCUAAAAGGCGGAGUCCCUCCCCCACCACCCUCGCUCUUGGUAACAGGAGGUUCCAGCAACCUGCAGAGGGCUCUUUAUCGUUCAGAAUAGCCUGAGAAAAAGUAGCCAUCUAGAACUUCCUCAGUUUUACCAAACUUCCUUGGAUGGUUAAAUAGCAGAGGAAAAAGGCAAAGCAGUUUGGUCGUACUAAACUGAUACUGAGGACAAAAAGUAGAAGAAACCCUGCUCUGUCAACUCUUCACUGUGUGGUGUGUGAAGGAGAGAGCAAACCUAACAUGGCUAGUUAUUUUAGAAUCAUCUUCCUAUGUUCUAACAUACCAAAUGACUGGUAAAUCAGAAUUUGACAUAUUCCUAUUUAGCUGUAAUGUCCCGGUUUAAUAAUACAAAAGCAUAAAAAAGAGCUUUGAGAUUGAAGAGUGAUCACCAUGCAGACAACAACCAUCUAUUUGGCUCCACCAGCAAUGGAAUGACUCUGCCAGGGUGGGAAGAAUCAGGGAAAGAAGGCACCUGGUGGAUGCUUCUGAACUCAAGCUCUGUCUCACUUCUUACCUUGCUGUCUGAAGUGGAUAGGGAUGGUUGAAUGGUGGCGGGGGCGGGGGGAGUCAAAUAGGAUUUCACCCUGUUGCAAAAUAUUACAGGUUUCUUAAAGCAUUUCUCAUUGAUUAUAUUUGCAUAUCCAAAGCUAAAGGCAGAGAAGUAAGGGCCAUGUAAUUGCCUUAAUGACUGUUUAUUCCGGUUAGAUUUCAGGACUCCCAGAGUAGUCUGUGUUUGGAAGAAGUGGUCUUUAAGGGGUAAGGCAGUGAAGGAAAAGACACAAGCUAUCCCCAGCAAUUACUGUGAUAGAGAAGGCUGUGUUCCAGACAGGAUCUGCUUUAUUUUAAGAGGAAUCUGCUCUUGUCUAGACGAGUUGGAAUUCAGAUGGUUAUUUUUCAUUCAUGCAGGUUAUCUAGACCUGGUCCAGCCGUAUUGAAACCAAUCCAAAAGGUGUGGGUUCUUUAACUCAUAGGUAAGAUGCAGUGCCAUUAUGAGGUACUUACUAAUGAGCUUAUAGCAGAUUGCCAUUACUAAUUCUAUAUCCUAAUGAUGAAAUAAUUUCCUUUACUAAAAACUAUGUUAAAACACAGAACCCUGACUUACUAGGCAGGGUGUUCUUUGUUUUGUUUUCUAAUUGAUAUGUCAGUUCUGCAAAGGCCCAGAGGUGUGGUAAUGUACAUCUGGCUUCACAGCCAGAGAAGCAGAGGGAGAACCAAUUGUCAGUUUUACAAGCCGUUCCCUGCAGCCGCUGUUGCCCUGAAUGUCAGGCAAAUUUUCCCAGCUCUGCUUCUAGCCCAGGGAGGGUUGGAGGGACAUACUUUUUUCUAACCAAAUCCAUGCCUCAGGAGAAUCUGGUUUAGAAAUUUAUUGGGGGAGCUACUAGGUAUUUGCUUGUAAUCAUCUUGUUAAAGGAUUCAAAUGUAAUUUUGUUGAUGAGGAAAAUGCUGUUUGCCAAGAAAAAAAAGGGAAACAUUCCAUUUUGGGGAGUAGAUCAUCAUGUUCUAACAAUCUUUUGUACUAGUUCCCAUUAUAAUGAGAAUACGUCCUUUCACAUGCUCUUACCCAUGGAAUUGUCUCGAGAUCCAUCAUGCAAACAAUAAAGAGAUGCUGGAUAACCGAUCA
Molecule: messenger RNA, 4823 nt
Organism: Ornithorhynchus anatinus (platypus)
Lineage: Eukaryota; Metazoa; Chordata; Mammalia; Monotremata; Ornithorhynchidae
Gene: SCRN1
Product: secernin 1
Exons: 9
Coding region: 339-1583 (414 amino acids)
Biological process (GO): proteolysis
Molecular function (GO): dipeptidase activity; cysteine-type exopeptidase activity
Source: RefSeq, a predicted model, not a curated record